AUGGCUAACGACGAGUAUGAUUUUCUCUUCAAAGUGGUGCUGAUUGGAGACUCGGGUGUUGGAAAAUCCAACCUCUUGAGUCGAUUCACCCGCAAUGAAUUCAACCUCGAUUCCAAGUCCACCAUCGGUGUUGAAUUCGCAACUCGAUCGAUCCAGGUCGAUUCUAAGACGAUCAAGGCCCAGAUCUGGGAUACUGCUGGUCAGGAACGUUAUCGCGCCAUCACGUCUGCUUACUACCGUGGCGCCGUCGGCGCGCUCCUCGUCUACGACAUCAGCAAGCAUCAGACCUAUGACAACGUCAACCGGUGGCUGAAAGAACUUCGCGACCACGCCGACUCCAACAUUGUCAUUAUGCUGGUCGGUAACAAGAGUGAUUUGAGACAUCUGCGGGCUGUGCCGACGGAAGAAGCGAAGCAAUUUGCCAGCGAGAACAAUCUCUCGUUUAUCGAGACCUCCGCCCUCGACGCCAGCAAUGUUGAACUUGCCUUCCAGAACAUCCUCACAGAAAUCUACCGUAUCGUAUCCAGCAAGGCCAUCGAUGGCGGUGACUCGGGCCAGGCUGCCCUUGGUGAACGUCGCCCCGUGGUGGAGAUUAGCAAAUCGCAGGAUCCCGAGGCGAAGCAGGGUUGCUGCUAA
Messenger RNA from Aspergillus melleus, 636 nucleotides. RefSeq names its product Rab family GTPase (gene YPT31). The transcript is spliced from 5 exons. Gene Ontology annotation, cellular component: recycling endosome. Gene Ontology annotation, biological process: exocytosis. The record is from RefSeq and is a predicted model, not a curated record. Gene Ontology annotation, molecular function: GTP binding; GTPase activity. Lineage: Eukaryota; Fungi; Ascomycota; Eurotiomycetes; Eurotiales; Aspergillaceae. The coding region runs from base 1 to 636 and encodes 211 amino acids.